GCUGGAUCCGCGACCGUCUGAGAUCUGGCAAGUGGUGCCUAUCAACAACUGGCCUUUUCUGGCCUUUCUCCCAACGGCCGAGCAAACGACGACGACGCAUGAGAUGAACGCGACCACGUACGUCUUGGCGCACGCGCGCACGACGCAGCUCGCCUACUCGGCGGGCUACGGCAUCACGCUCGGCCUCUCGGUCGCUUGCAUCGCGCACCUUCGCCGGCACCGGUCGUCGGCCUACGCCGGCGACGUCGACGCCACGCGCAAGGUGCUCUUGCCAGCGUUCGAGCCGCUCUUUUGGGUCCUCUGCGGCCUCACGGCGCCGUUUGCGCUCUUCUUGGUCUACCUUCUCUGGCGGUCCGAGGCUGUCGCGCCGCGCUCCCGCGUGCUGCCCGAGGCGCUCCUGCAAGGCCGGCAGUGCAUCGUAUACGUUGUGACCAUCUUCUUGCACCAGACAAACGUGUCGGCGCGCGCGCUAUGGCGCUCGACGUUGCUGAGCCUUGUGCUCGCCGUCAUACCGGUCGUCGUGGCCGCCGUCUUUGCGCAUUUCGAGCCCGUCGAGCUGCCAGCCAUCACGUCGCCGUCGUGCUACUACAGUCUUGUGGUCGUGCGCGUCGGCGUCAUGCUCUACUAUCUCUACCUCCUUCGGUGGCCCAUGUCCCGAGCGAACCCGCGCAUCAUCCGAUUAUUCUGUGCCUACAUCCUCGGCUUCCAUGCGCUCGUCCUCGCCGUCAUGACGCUCGCCUUCCACGAGCAAGUCAAGCCCACCAACCAAACCGUCUUUGUGACAGCCCUGUAUGCAAGUGUGACGCCGAUCUGGAUCUGGCGGCUGCUCAAGGCCGACACGCAGUACUGGCGCGGCCUCGCGAGCGCGACCGAGACGCCCGUGAUGGACGAAGCCGUCUCGACGAAAGGCUUGCAUGACCUCCUCGACCGCCACCGCGACUGCGUCAUCGACUUUGCCCAUCUCAAGCUCGAAGUCAAAAUUGGUGUUUGCGCUACUGCGCAGAUCUACCGUGGCGCUCUCCACGGUCGGUACGCGGUGGCCGUCAAGGUCUACGCGCCGUCCGAGAUCACCGAGGCGACGCUCGCCGUCUUCUCGCACGAGACAGCGCGCUGUGCGAUGUUUGCCCACCCCAAUGUGGUGACAUUCUACGGCAUGUGCAUCUCCCCGCCCAUGGUGUGUCUCGUCACAGAGCUCUGCGAGUGCUCGCUCGAGGCGUACCUCGCCGAGCCGCCACCGACGACGCGCGCCCCGGUGCUCGACCAGCUCGGUCUCAUGCUCGACGCGGCCCGCGCAGUGGCUUACCUCCACAGCUUCUCGCCGCCCUUCUUGCACCGGGACAUACGCCCCUUUAGCUUUCUCCUCGAUGACCAGCACGUACUCAAGCUCACCGACUUUUCGGCGGCGCGGCGUCUCGCGCCCCGGGGCGCGGCCACGCCCAUCGCCCACCCGGGCGACGUGCUCAUGUCGAUGCAGGGCACGGUCGAGUACAUGGCACCAGAGAUCAUUGGCGGCGCAAAGGGCGCGGCGAUCUACUGCGAAGCCGCCGACGUCUACAGCCUCAGCAUGACGCUCUGGGACAUUCUGCACCCGGGCCGCGACAAGUACCCGAACGGGUACGGCAACACGUUUCGCGUCUUUGAAAUGGUCCUCGACGGCCACCGACCGUCGAUGCACCACGAGGUGCAUAUUGCGCUGCAAGAAAUCAUUACGAGUGCGUGGGGCGACGAGCCCCACUUUCGCCCGUCGGCCGCCGCCAUCGUCCGCGACCUCGAGGCGCUGCAAGUGACGCUGCUGUGCUCGGUGGCCGGCGACAUGUACCGGUCGCCACGCUGCGAGCUGCUGCGCUUCCACGGGGCGCCGCGCCCCAAGCUGGCAGUGGGCAUCCCGGGGGACGCACUCGUCGACGGCCUCUGCGAGCUCGAGUACGCGCGCAGUCCCCAGGCCGCACUUCGCAUCGGGCAUAUGCUCAUGGACGCGGGGUACCUCCAUCAUAUCACCCACCACCGCGGUUUUGAAGGCCGGCCCGACGAACUCUACAUGUUUGAGACCGCGGGCUCGCCGCUCGACUGCAUUGGCGAAGACGAGUUGUCGGUGCAGGGCGCCGCGCCCCGCGCCCCCGUGGCGACCACCACCGCGACCUGCGCGUGCCGCAGUUAUGCCCAAGGCUUUGGUGUUCGGCGGUCUCGUCGGCCAUCGACGACACAGCAGCGUCCGACGCCAGCACCACCGCGCCCACGGAAGAGCAAGGUGCCGAUGCUACCGAUGCAAGACAAUGACCGGCUCUCGACUGACAGUAUCGUCCUCGCACUCCUCGACGACGCGUGAAACACUAUGGGACCCCUGUAUGUAAACCCAUUUAUUAACUUACGGAAUGACGAACGACCUGGCCUCGUGUGCAGAUCUAG
Saprolegnia diclina VS20 is the source of this 2406-nucleotide messenger RNA. Its product is annotated as TKL protein kinase. Lineage: Eukaryota; Oomycota; Saprolegniomycetes; Saprolegniales; Saprolegniaceae. The coding region runs from base 104 to 2326 and encodes 740 amino acids. The transcript has a single exon. Gene Ontology annotation, biological process: protein phosphorylation. Gene Ontology annotation, molecular function: protein kinase activity; ATP binding. The record is from RefSeq and is a predicted model, not a curated record.